GACGUCUCUUGCUUGACAGCUGCUCUGCGAUGGGUCUCUCGGAUCCUGCUGCAUGGAAUUUUGAUAUCGAUCGAUGGCUCAACCCCAUUGUGCCGCCACCGCCUUGGAAAUGGCUUCCAUACCCAGUGUCAUAUGUGCUCGGAUAUAGAAAGAAGCCGAUGAAGCCAGUUGGUAAUUUGAUCAUCACGGCCUGGGCUUUUGUGGGAAUAUUCGCUGGUUUGAUCGUCAUUGAAGUUGUAUCAAAGCAUGUGGCCGCAUUUCAGAGCCACCAAGCCCCGAUUAUCAUUGCGAGUUUCGGUGCUGCGUCGGUAUUGAAUUUUUAUGCCAUUGAAUCUCCACUGGCACAACCCCGAAAUUCCGUCUUUGGGCAGUUUAUCUCUAGUGUCAUCGGCGUGGCAAUAUGUAAACUAUUCGCGCUGAGUCCACACUUUGAAUCUAUUCGCUGGGUUGGGGGUGCGUUGGCUUGUGCCCUCGCUACAGCGUUGAUGGCUAUCACCAAAACGGUCCAUCCACCAGCUGGCGCAACCGCUCUCUUGGCUGUUGUCAGCAACGACUCACUGCCAUUGGGAUGGUGGCUGGUACCCGUGAUCCUGUUAGGAGCAGUUCUCAUGGUAAUCGUUGCAUUGAUUAUCAACAAUAUCCAGCGCAAGUUUCCUCAGUACUGGUGGACCCCCGAAGAUCUCGCCCAAACAAAACGAAAAGAAGCAACCCCCGAAAACGACGCACAGGCGGAUGUUGAAAGCAAACUGACACAAUGUUCUUCGGGGCGAAGUGAAGGGCUGGCAGAGGAACAAGUGAUCAUCAGGAAGGGGAGCCUGACUGUGCCCCAGCAUCUGUACUUGACUCCUGAAGAGCGGACUUUUCUGGUAGAACUCAGUGACCGACUCUAGUGCUCUACAUACACAUAUACACAUAUACACAUAUACAUACACGACUACACGAAUAUACGCAUGGAUCUGACCCUGUAGGACAUAUCCGUAGUCCUUAGUCGCCCUCGCCACCUGCACGGGCGGAUGACGUGUGUGGGCCAGUAAGCGCUGGCGAGGGGCCGCCGUGCUCCACCGGCCACAAAAUUUCAGAGUGAAAGAAAUAAUUAAACCGAUAAUCAAUAUUACUUACUCUUAGACUCUUACUGCUUCCUGAGUUUGCAUACCACCGGCUCGCAGCAGAUCCUGAAACAGCUGCCAGUCCUUCUCUUUUCC
Messenger RNA from Talaromyces proteolyticus, 1202 nucleotides. RefSeq names its product HPP family protein. The transcript is spliced from 3 exons. The coding region runs from base 30 to 890 and encodes 286 amino acids. The record is from RefSeq and is a predicted model, not a curated record. NCBI's taxonomy places the organism in Eukaryota, Fungi, Ascomycota, Eurotiomycetes, Eurotiales, Trichocomaceae.